AUGACGAGUUUUCGAAAAAUUUAUCGAGAAAUUGAUGCACAAGACAAGGCUGCUUCGCACUUCAUCGAUGCUGUACUGUUGACCGCCCGGCAGGCACGAGAUCUAGAAAUCACAAGACAGUUGGAGACUAAGACGUGGGUGUUCUCUGUAACUUCUUCUAGUCGCUAUCACAUUUCUCCAAUAAUCAUUCUAGAAUUCUGGACAAGUUUCAAAGCAUUACCACAGAGUUCAAGAGAUUAUCUUAUCGCGAAACUCCCUGCACUCAAAUCCCUUGUCUCGUCUUUCACUGAGAAGCCGCCCUAUGGAUUGGAAACAUCUUCUCCAACUUCAGUGACGAGAAGCUCUCCCACGUCUUCUACAAUGGUUACAGCGAUAACAUCGCCACGUUUAUCGGAAUUGGAAGCAAAGAAGUUAUUGGAGAGUGCUAUUGGAGAUCUGGAGAAAUCCAGCAAACAAUCCUCCUCUGCAUUCUCAUACCGAUUCCAGCCGAUAAUAGCUGCUCUUAGAAAUAUCGGAAACAAUCCCUUAUCGUCGAGCCUCGGGGACUUCAAAAAGGUUUUCGAACAGUACAGGAAGUCGGCCCAGCGUUUAUUACAUUGGUGCAAUAAGCUACACACCCCGGAUUGUGAAGCCGUGAGUUUGUCGUGGUCGUCGACGCUUCGACAAAUUUUGAAAGCUGCGGUAGCAGCUGACCCGACAAAUUCGCGUAUCGUCGCAGAAAAAGUAAACAAGGAAAACAUUCGAGAAUUCAGCACAUUUCAGUCUGGCGCUGCGGAAGCCACA
Ostertagia ostertagi is the source of this 783-nucleotide messenger RNA. The record is from the annotation of a GenBank genome assembly. Lineage: Eukaryota; Metazoa; Nematoda; Chromadorea; Rhabditida; Trichostrongylidae.